AUGCAUAGAAAACUAUCCAGUCUCUUAUCUUAAACUAGUGGUAAAAAGACUUAGAUAAUGUCCCCAAAUUCUAAUACCAGUAUUGAUAUCACUUAACUUACCAAUGUAUCAUAAUGUUCAAAUUGAUAGUUACAUAUCUAAAUAUUAAAAAUGAUUGAAAACAAUACUAAAGAUACUGACAUUAUGAAAAUUAUGGAUACUGUUAAAAUAUUAUCAAAAGGUUUAGAAAAAGCAUCAUAAAGUGAACUAGAAUUAGGUUAUAAAGAUCGUUAAUUACAAAAGGCUUAAUUAUUAUAUGGUGAUUUAGAAUUAAAAUUUUCAGUUUUAAAAACUAAAUAUGAUGAUUUAGAAACACAAAAUAAGAAUCUGAAAACUAAAAUUGAUGAAUUGAUGCAUCAAAAUUAAUUAAAUUAUCAUUAAUAUUAAUUACAAACUAAAUUAAGUGGUGAUUUAAAUCAUAAAGUAACUAAUUUAGAAUAAAGGUUAGAAAUCAUAUUAGAAAGUGAUUUCCCUAAUGAAUCUGUUAAUAUUAGAAAAACGCUGACUGAUUUAGUGAAAGAAUGUGAAAGAUAAAAAAGAGAAUUAUAAUUAAAGAAUUAAGAAAUCUCUAGAUUAACUGAAUAAUAUAAAUCAUCUUAAUAGAGAAUUAGUAAAUUAAAUUAAAAACUUGAGUUAAUGAAAAAAAAAAUUUCUAUUAGAGAAUUAGAAAAUUUGGCAUUAGACAGAGCUGAAUGGAUUCAAUAAGAUGAUAAAUAAAAUGAUCCUACUUAAAUUUUGAUACGAUAUUAAGCAUGUGAUAAUUUGGAUUUUAGAAUCAACGCUUUAAAACUAGAAUUCGCUGAUAUUAUGAAUGAUAUAUAAGAAUAAGGAACAACUGUUUUUACUUAGAAAGUAAUGUAAUCAAGUUAAAAGUAAAUAAAAGAAUCAAUUCAAUUAGUAACAUCCUAAUAUUUAUCAUUUAAAGACUUUUCAGAAAAACUUAAUAUGAUGCUUAAAUAACUUAUAUUAUUAUAAUUGAUUGAAAAUCUUUAAGAUCAGAUGUAAUAUAUUGAAUAUAAUUUUAAACAUGUAUUUAUGUGUCAAAAUACAAGAUUAUGGGUAUUGGAUGCUUAAAUGGGAAUUCUUUAUUCUAGUAAUAAUUAAAGAGUAUUGAUUAAUAAAGGAUCUUUUAGUGAAGUAUUGAGAUUUUAAAAACCAGUACAUAAACGCGAUUACAAUCUUUUAUGUGAUAAUACAAAUCAUGUUGCAAUGUAUACAAAUUAAAGUCUUCUUUAUCCAAUCUUUAAUUAAAAUUAAACAUUAUCAGGAAUCUUAGAAAUAAGUAAUUCAGUAAGUGAUUAUUUCUCUUUUGAUGAAGAAUAUUAUGGUGUUAUUUUGGCUAAAUUUUGUGAACUAUUAAUCAAAAAUUAAAUAAAAACAAGACUAUUAUCUGUUACUUUAAAAUUUGAUUCUAUGGUUUAAAAUGCCUUCCAUGAUUUUUUAUUAAGUAAAACUCAAUUUUAAUUAUAUAAAUAUAUAAGAUAUUGGAUGGAAUCUAUUUUAACUGUUUCAAUGAUAGCAUUCUAUUUUGUUAACAAUGAUAAAUUUAUUACAUACAAAACAAUAGGUACAAGUUGGGAUGGAAUGACUCAUAAAAAUGCUAUUACACAAGGUAGAGUUUUAGAUUAAUCUAUUAUUCUAACUAAAAAAGGAAUUGCUAAAUAAGUUUGUGAUCGUAAAAAAGUAAUUCUAUAUUUUUAAUUAAGGAAUUAAUUGUAAUGAAUAUGAGAAAAUCUAUAGAAUUUGAUGAAACAAUUGAUUUAGAUUCUAUCUUACCAGUGCUUAUACAUCCAAUUAUAUUUGAUAAUUAAGUUAUUGCUGUAUUUGAAGUUCCUAUUAAAUAAAGAAAUCUUCUUAAAUAAGAAAAAGAUAAAAUUAUGCUUGGUAGUUCAACUAUUGUUGGAUUAGAUUAAAGUUUUGAAAUGAUGGCAGCUAAAUUAGGAACCACUAUUAUGAAUGCAAUCAAUAUAUUAAAAAUUUAAUGA
Paramecium sonneborni is the source of this 2024-nucleotide messenger RNA. The record is from the annotation of a GenBank genome assembly. NCBI's taxonomy places the organism in Eukaryota, Ciliophora, Oligohymenophorea, Peniculida, Parameciidae.